Messenger RNA from Falco peregrinus (peregrine falcon), 1463 nucleotides. It is a transcript of the gene PDE4A, whose product is annotated as phosphodiesterase 4A. The transcript has 6 exons. The record is from RefSeq and is a predicted model, not a curated record. Lineage: Eukaryota; Metazoa; Chordata; Aves; Falconiformes; Falconidae. The coding region runs from base 681 to 1463 and encodes 260 amino acids.
GCGCCGAGGCGGGCGCGCAGGGGGCGGCACCGGCGGCGGCGGCACCGGGAGGGGCUCCGGGACCGGCACCGGCACCGGGGGGCGCCUCCCCCCGGGCUCGUCCCUACCGGUUGCACGGGGGCCAUGCGCAUCCCGGGGCCAGGAGGAGCCGCCGCCGCUCCCGCCGCCGCGCAUCGCUAGGGACCGGCUCCGGUAACGGCAGCGGGAGGGGCUCCGGUACCGGCACCGGCAGCGGGAGGGGCUCCGGGCACCGGGAGAGCUCCGGGACCGGCACCCGGAGGGGGCUCCAGUACCGGCGUCGGGACCGUGUUGAGCGCCGGCAGCGGCUCCGGGACCGGGAGGGGCUCUAGUACCGGCACCGGGAGGGGCUCCGGGACCGGCUCAGGCACCGGGAGAGGCUCCGGGACCGGCACUGGGACCGUGUUGGGCACCGGCAGCGACUCCGGUACCGGCUGAGGCACCGGGAGAGGCUCUGGGACACCGGCUCCGGGCACCGGGAAAAGCUCCGGUACCGGCACCGUGUCGAGCACCGGCAGCAGCACCGACACUGGCACCGGGUCGGCACCGGCGGCAGCACCGACACCGGUACCGGGACCGCGCUGGGCACCGGCAGCAGCUCCAGUACCGGCACCGGGCACAUCUCAGGGUCCCCGGUGCCCCCCGCCCCGGUCCCGCGAACGAUGGAGCCGGUACCGGGCUCCAGGAAGAGCCUCUCGCUGUCGCUGCCGGUGCCCCGGGAGGGGCCCAGCACCCUGAAGCCCCCCCAGCACCUCUGGCGCCAGCCCCGCACCCCCAUCCGCAUCCGCCACCGCGGCUUCUCCGACACCGACCGGCACCGGCCCCGGCCCAUGGAGCGGGCGGACGCCGUCGACACCGGGGACCGGCCCGGGCUGCGCAAAUCCCGCAUGUCCUGGCCCUCCUCCCUGCACGGGACCCCCGGCACCGGCAGGCGCCUGGAGGCGGAGAAUGGCCCCCCGGGGGCGCGCAGCCCCCCGGACCCCCAGGGCAGCCCGGGGCUGGUGCUGCUGCCCGGAGCCCCCCCGGCCCCCGCCGCGAGUCCUUCCUCUACCGCUCCGACAGCGACUACGACGCCUCCCCAAGAGCAUGUCCCGCAACUCCUCCGUCGCCAGCGAGGCCCACGCCGAGGACCUGAUCGUCACCCCCUUUGCCCAGGUCCUGGCGAGUCUCCGCAGCGUCCGCAGCAACUUUUCCAUCCUGACAAAUGUCCCCUCCCCCACGGCCAGCAAGCGGUCGCCCAUCGGCUCGCAGCCCCCCCUCUGCAAGGCCACGCUCUCGGAGGAGACGUCGCAGCAGCUGGCGCGGGAGACGCUGGAGGAGCUGGGAUUGGUGCCUGGAGCAGCUGGAGACCCUGCAGACCCACCGCGCCGUCAGCGAGAUGGCCAGCAACAAGGUGGGCACGGGCCGGGGGGGGCGGGGGCGGGGGCGGGGACCCCCUGCUCUGA